AUGUCAAUCUCAGACCAAGCAAACCUACUCCAUCUCAAAAUGAGAGAUUUAGGUAAUAAUAAAUUAUUUUCACAAUCUGAAUUACAAAAUCUACUAGGUACCACCACCAAAGAAUCAGAAUUAAUGAUGUAUUUACAAGAAUUAAUGAAUAAAAAAUUAACUAAAUUAUCUAAGCAAGGUGAUGAAAUUAAAUUUCAAGCUAUUAGUUCAGAAGAUGCUGCAAAAGUAUUUAGUAUGAAUAAUGAUGAAGCUAUGAUUUACGAACACAUUGAAGCUUCGGGUAGGGAAGGUAUAUGGACAAAAACAUUAAAAGCAAAGACAAACUUACAUCAACAUAUUGUCUCCAAAUGCUUAAAGUCCCUUGAGUCAAAUCGAUAUAUUAAAGCAGUCAAAUCUGUAAAAUAUCCAACUAGAAAAAUAUAUAUGUUAUAUAAUGUUCAACCAAGUAUUGAUGUUACUGGUGGUCCAUGGUUUACUGACUCUGAAUUAGAUACUGAAUUUAUAGACACGUUGGUGGAAGUAAUAUGGAGAUUUAUUGCAAAUAAAACAUUUCCAAAACUGGAUGAUAAUAAUCCAGUUCAAACAAGUUAUAUAUCACAACAUCCAGGUGUUGAUUUAGAUGAUGUUACAAAUAUGAUUAAUCAAUCUAAAGUGUCAUCUAUUGAACUUGGAGUUAGUGAUAUAAGAUCAUUAUGUGACGUUUUAAUAUUUGAUGAUAAGAUUGAAGAAAUUACAACUGGGGUAUUUAAAGCUACAUGGCAAAGCGUAAUUGAAAAGGGAUUGAAUAAGGAUAUUAAAGAUUUGCAUAUUCCACGUGAGACUAUGGAGUAUCUUUUAUCUAAUCAAUCUUAUUCUAUAUUUGAUUAUAAAUCAACUAUUGAAGAUUUAAAUGAGGAACUGGAUUUAAUAUAUUUAGAUAGUUGGAUUAAUGAAUAA
This is a messenger RNA of Insectozyma verbasci, 936 nucleotides long. The record is from the annotation of a GenBank genome assembly. NCBI's taxonomy places the organism in Eukaryota, Fungi, Ascomycota, Pichiomycetes, Serinales, Debaryomycetaceae.